CUCUAUCAUCUUUCACUCUCACAUUCUGGUAUCCAUCCGCCGCCACUGCAUUGCUGAGCUCCCCGCCAAGCAAACAAACAACACCUCCAUCCACCUCGCCUUGCAACCAUUGACCACACGAAACAUCUCACCGCCACCAUGAGCAACGGCAACGGUUCCACACCGCGCACAGCUCCCGAGCCGAUCAUCCACGUCGAGCCACCCCGCCGCGAGGACCUCCAGCCCAGCUAUGCGCAAGUCAUCAAGCCAGACACCGAAGACGACUCGCAGCAUGGAUGGUACGGUUCCAUGAUCAACGGACUGGGAUCUCUGAUCGGAAAUUUGGGAGCCAUUCCUUGCUGCAUCAUCUGUCCAAACCCCUACAAGCCCGUGGCACAGGGUAACGUCGGUCUCGUCACCAAAUUCGGUCGUUUCGCACGCGCAGUCGAUCCUGGCCUUGUCAAGAUCAACCCGCUCUCCGAGAACCUCAUCCAAGUGGACGUCAAGAUUCAGAUUGUCGAGGUGCCGCGUCAAGUAUGCAUGACGAAGGACAAUGUCAACCUUACGCUCACCUCCGUCAUCUACUACCACAUCACAUCCCCACAUAAGGCCGCCUUUGGAAUCUCCGACCUUCGCACCGCCUUGGUUGAGCGUACGCAGACGACCCUUCGCCAUGUAAUUGGCGCCCGAGUCCUACAGGACGUAAUCGAGCGCCGAGAAGAGAUUGCACAGUCGAUUCGGGAUAUCAUUGAUGAGACGGCUACAGGUUGGGGAGCUGCCGUGGAGAGCAUGCUCGUGAAGGACAUCAUCUUCAGCCAGGAAUUGCAGGAAAGCCUGUCUAUGGCGGCACAAAGCAAGCGGACGGGAGAGGCCAAGGUCAUCUCCGCAAGAGCAGAAGUUGAAUCCGCCAAGCUCAUGCGUCAAGCGGCCGACAUCCUGUCCAGCCCUGCUGCUAUGCAGAUUCGAUACCUGGAGGCUAUGCAGGCAAUGGCGAAGACCGCGAACAGCAAGGUCGUGUUCUUGCCCGCGCAAAACCAAACGGUCCAGUCGCAAAUGGCCGUUGCAGAGCGACACGGAGAGGGCCCGUCUGCUUACGCCGACUACGGCACCAACUCCUCAAACGGAGGAGCGCUCACAACUCAGAGCCCCCACGACUUCCACGGCAACACGCAGGGCUUCCAGGACGCCGUAAACUCGAGGGUCGUGGAGAACAUGUGAAGAGUGGGCAGUGAUGAAACGAUAGGGAGGACACAAACCACAAAUUGGUAAUGGGAUGAUUGGAAAUGAGGAUUGAUAUGCGGCGGUCGUUUUGAGUGAUACCCCUGUUCUCUGUUAGCUUGAUGUUAUGAAUUGGACGUUCUCUGCUUC
Messenger RNA from Zymoseptoria tritici IPO323, 1347 nucleotides. RefSeq lists its product as uncharacterized. Gene Ontology annotation, cellular component: plasma membrane. NCBI's taxonomy places the organism in Eukaryota, Fungi, Ascomycota, Dothideomycetes, Mycosphaerellales, Mycosphaerellaceae. The record is from RefSeq and is a predicted model, not a curated record. Bases 139 to 1197 code for a protein of 352 amino acids. The transcript is spliced from 5 exons.